UUGACCAAUUUAACUAUCUAGGCAAAUCUAUUUGCAAAGUUGUUUUAGCUAACAUUUUGGUUACACCUCAUUUUAAGGGGCCUUUUUAAAGUGCAGUUACAUAAUUACUUACAUUGCAAAAUGUGUUUCAGUGCAAAUAUGCACACACAUUUUGUGUGGCUUGUUUGUAUGUACGUAUAAAGCAUGUGUGAGCUAAAGUCAUGUUUUUGUUUGUCUAUAGAAUGCCACGUACUACGCGUUCUAAAAAAGUGCUUGUUAGCACAGUGGGGGAUGAUGGCAUGGCAUCAAAAAAUGUGCCGGAUGAGUUGACUGAAGUGGUUGGAUGUUGAAGUCCAGCAACGAGAGGGCCAGGAACCACCUGUGGUUACUGUGAUGGAGGAUGUAGACACUGAAUCCUUUGAUUCAGGUGGCAAAUGCUGCAUCAAGUUACACCAACAAUGAAAACAUGAAAAUGAAGAUGCUCAAAAUGAAAAUAAAGGCAUUGGAGGAAGAGAGGGACUUCCUCCGAACAACUAUUACCCAGCUGACUGGACAAAGAACUUCUUCAGGACCAAGUCCUAGCUCAUCUGUGGGUGACAACAUUGCCAAGCUUGAGGAUCAGUGGGAUGACAGCUCUGAUUCUUCGAGCUCUGAUAGCUCUUCAUCCACAGACAGCGAAAUAGAAAAGAAAAAGAAAAACAAGCAGAAGAAGAAAAAGAACAAAAACAAGAAGGGAAAAAAGGAAACUAAAAAAGGGAGAGCAAAGACCCCAGAAGAUAUCCUCAGAAGAUACAAGAUGGUCCUGGCAGCAUACAAAAGGAAGGGAAGUAUGGCUGCUGCAUUCCAAACCGUGGGUGUUGACAGAAACACCGUGGCCAUGAGUGCACCACUAGCAGAGAUAAUGAUUGCGGCACCAGAGUUCUUCAAAAAACAGCCAGCUUUUGAAUGUGGUAAUGAUACACUGAACCAAUAUGUGAGAAGGAUCACCAAAAAUGCAACAGCUGAGGUGAGCAAUGUGAUCAAAGAAAAGAAGAAACAAAAUGAACUGCUCCCAAUCACUUAUACAUUUAAGUGACCACGAAGUAUGCAAAUGCUUGCACUCACACACUCGGAGACAUGCUUUAAUCAGAUAAACAUGUUAAGAUACAUUCUGUUCUGGCUGUUUGUUGUCUUGCUGUCCAUCUGAGUUCGUAUACAAUCUAUCUUGCCCACAUACAUUGGAUUUUACACACCUGAAACAUGUUUUUAAUUUUGGGAAUAUAAAUUGAAUAUAGAUUCAAAUUUUUUCUGUACAUUGUUUUCUGUAUAUUAGUUUGUAAAUAUCCU
Messenger RNA from Esox lucius (northern pike), 1305 nucleotides. RefSeq names its product coiled-coil domain-containing protein 106-like. Gene Ontology annotation, cellular component: nucleoplasm. The record is from RefSeq and is a predicted model, not a curated record. The coding region runs from base 446 to 1054 and encodes 202 amino acids. NCBI's taxonomy places the organism in Eukaryota, Metazoa, Chordata, Actinopteri, Esociformes, Esocidae. The transcript has 5 exons.